AUGAUGUUUCCCGAAAUUGAGCGGGACAUUGAAACCCCGCUAAUUUCACCGAAAUCCGAAGAGCGAAAGGCUGCACAACAAUGUCGCUUGCAAAUACUUCUGCCGGUGUAUACUGUGUCCUUCUUGCUCUUGCUCGCUAUGUCCGUGAUCGCGGCCGCCCAAGCAGACGUCGUCGAGAACAUUAUCUGCAGACGCUACCAUGACCCAGAACUGGACCUCACCAACCAGCCCCUUGACUGUAAGAGUGAGGCAGUUCAAAGUGAAGUGGCGUUGGUGCAAGGGUGGGGAGACUCCCUCGCACAGAUUCCAGGUAGGAUGCCACAGAGGUCGCAGUAUAUCGAUGUUUUCGAACUCAACUCACAGAUAUGGUUUGUAGGAAUAUUCUUUGUGCUUCCGUAUGGACUACUGGCUGAUAAAUGCGGUCGCAAGCCUGUGUUUAUCCUAUCCUUUGUUGGUAUAGUCCUCAGUGAUACCUGGAUUAAAAUCGUGUACUUUUUUCCCGAUACUUUUUCUAUUCGUAUGGUCUGGGCGGCGCCUAUCUUGCAAGUCAUCGGCGGUGGUCGCUCUGUUGGCGCCCUUCUCACAUAUACUAUCAUCGCGGACGUGGUCCCUCGUGCGGAACGGUAA
This is a messenger RNA of Penicillium atrosanguineum, 627 nucleotides long. RefSeq lists its product as uncharacterized. The transcript is spliced from 2 exons. The coding region runs from base 1 to 627 and encodes 208 amino acids. The record is from RefSeq and is a predicted model, not a curated record. Gene Ontology annotation, cellular component: membrane. Gene Ontology annotation, biological process: transmembrane transport. Gene Ontology annotation, molecular function: transmembrane transporter activity. Lineage: Eukaryota; Fungi; Ascomycota; Eurotiomycetes; Eurotiales; Aspergillaceae.